AUGGGCGCUCAGCUUCGAUUUGUCGCCCUUGCCGCGAAACCUUCGAGCACCGCCAGCAACCGCCUGCCAAUUCCAUCGCCGCAGAGGGGGAUGGAUAUGAGGGGCUUUGCAAGCUUAACAUACAAUGGCGGCGGCGUGAUUUCUGGCAAGUUUGGAGGGCCGUCGCAUGUCCACGCCGCGCAGGUUCUAGAGCUUGUAGUCCACCUAAAUCAUGCAAGACCAAUGUCGUCAGGAGCAGGAGCAGGAGCAGCCCCAAAACCACCAUCCCUGUCCGAAGGCGUUUCUUUUGGUGGUUGCAAGGUUGCUUUGAAAGUUGACAUGCCGAGCCCUGGUUUUGUUUUUCAGCCAUACCGUGCCCCGGAACCUAUCCCACUUUGGAAAAGAUUGUUUACACCAAGUGGCUGGAGUAGAACAAAAGAGGAUGUUAUUCUGCAGGUUAACAAGCUUAUUGCACGAGGAGACAUACCAUCUCUCCAGAAAGCUCUGACAGAUGCUAUGCAUUCUACUGUCAAAAAUGAAAUAAGGAAAAGACAAUCCAAGUGGAAAUCUGUACACUGGGAACUGGUGGAGCCUGCUGUAAGCAUAAGAACUUUGAAGGCUCGUAUGAAAUUUGAAGCCUAUAAUUCAAAAAGAGAGGUUGUGUCAGGAGACAAGUCAAAGGAGGUGCUGGUGAAAGACAUAUGGGUGUUUGAAAGAUCCCUUUUCCACCCUGGAGCAUACUGGCGUGUGUGUGCGCGAAUCACGCUGUGA
This is a messenger RNA of Triticum turgidum subsp. durum (durum wheat), 750 nucleotides long. The record is from the annotation of a GenBank genome assembly. Lineage: Eukaryota; Viridiplantae; Streptophyta; Magnoliopsida; Poales; Poaceae.